AUGAAGUUUACUACGGCAAAUUCUAACGUAAAUGAGGGCCCAGAAGAGGCUCUAAGGGGGGGGUAUUGGAGGGCCUUAAUGACCGAAUCUAUUGAAGGUUUAAUUGAAAUAGCUCAACAAGCUGAGCUGGAAACGACUCUUAUUAGCGAUCAGGUCCAUAAUUUAGCCUUAUCUAAUGCCAUUAGAAUUGCUUUGCAGCGCGAGGACUACAGUACGUGUGCUGAGAUAUUAGAGAUGGUUGAUGAAAAUGAGUUACAGGAGGCACGUUUGGAGUACUUAGAACAGACUCAGCAGAGUUUACCUGCUAUCUUUUUGAUCAAUCAGAUACUGCAGAAUGAACCACAACUACUCUUGCUUAGAAAACGAGCCCAAUUAAGAGCAGGACACGGUUUGGUCUUAGAAGAACCGGAAGAGGAUGUUAAAGUAGAGAGAUUAGAGGAUGAUUUGUACGUAGUCUUCUGGGAGCUUUUCCAAUGGAUUAGAGCUAAGAAGAUUGGGCGGGUGGCGGCUGUGAGUCUAGUAGGUCGGGAAAGAAGCGAGCCGGCCUGGACAGCAACGGUAGUGGGAUGGGCCAAGCAGGAAAAGUUGCCCAUGAACUAUUCUGAGCCUAAGAUAAGAAUUGUUACUGAUACGCGCAGUGAACUAUCCCCAUCAGCUUACCAUAAUUCAAAACAAGUAAAUUAUGAUAGUUCAGGCGGUUUAGACGCGGGUUUAGAUAAAGUUACUCUGCCGACUAUGGAAUGUGCUGUGAAAGUACUGGAUCGGUUUUCAAGUAUUUGGCAAGGGGAUCUUUUCUACUUGGCCGAGGAGUACUCGUUUUAUAUGGCUUACUUGGUUAUUUUAGAUUAUGUUGCUCCGAAUAUGCUGACUAGUCGGAUUGUUGAGUUUGUUUAUCGGCACUUAUGGCUGAGUAAAGUAUUGGGUGGGUGCAAUGAAUACUCGCACUUGGAAAUCAAUGAUUGUCUUGAUCGUGUGGUAAGGAAGCUUUCUAUGUGGGCUUGGCAAUCAGGACGAACUACUGCUGAGAUUUUGCAUAAGGUCCGAGUGCCUCCUCCGAAUCGGCCGCACAGUACUGAACAGAUGGCUUUAGAUGGACUUUUACGAGGGUACUUGGUGGCGGAAGUAUCUGGUGGACAUAUUUUUGAGCUGAUUCUGCGCAACCCGUUCUUUGAUAUUCAGCCUAACUCGCUUUACUUCCGGGUCUUAGAGAAGGCUAUGGCAGAAGCAGAUGCCAAUAUAGCUUUACUUUGUAUUGCUGUGAUUAAGAACAUUUCAAUUGCGCGGUGUAAAGAGAUAUUUUGUCAGUGCUCUUCAGUUGCACAAUCAUUUUUCUUAUCUGGAUUGUUAGAUAAUCCUUUGAUAAGUGUGGCUGAUAAGUUGUUUUUCUUUCUAGGAAUUGCUGCUCCGGUUAGGGAGAUGUUUACUUAUAACAAUGCAGUGAAUUUAUUAGCUAUUUCUCCUAAAGAUACGCACUUAUCUUUCUUUGCCCAUUUUAUCAGGCCGCGACAUUUAAUGGUGCCAAAUACGAUCUAUAACUUUGAUAAGAAGAAGAUAAACUUAUCGGAAAGUCAAUUUAUUCGAGCUUCAGAACUGAUCAAAAAGUACUUGAAAACUCCCCAAAGAAUGUACUUAUCUCUUCUUAAUUGUCACAAUCCGCUGUAUACACGUAUUCUAGCUGUCUUCCUUUAUAAGAAGGAGUAUGAAGCUGCUUUGGCAAUUAGGCCGUUUGACUGUCGCAUUAUAGCUGAGUACAUUAAACACUUACAUGCCCAAAUAGUCUCUUCUAAGUACGAGAAGAAGAGUUCUUUAGUACUAAGUUAUGAGCUGUGCAAGAAAGUCGCUAAUCUAUUCAUUCUUGGUAUGUACAAUAGUCAGCAGCUGGAAAGUGUUGAGUUACUAGGAUCGGUACUGAAUGAAGGUUUAUCUGUGCUCUUGUCUUUAGAACUUCCAUUGAAGAAGAAGGACUACAAACAGUUUAAGGAGAUUCCUAACCCUAAACCGACCUUUUUACUGAUGAGGAAGGCACUUAGUGCUCUUCGGGCCCAAUGUCAUAUCUAUCCGCCUUAUAUUUUGGAAAGUGCUUACCAGGCCUAUGCUCGUAAGACUAAUCAACUAGUUGUUUAUCCUAACUCGGGCUUUUCGGCCAAUCUUGUAUCUCUAUCUAAUCCACCGACUACUAAGUCUGAGAAGAAGCGGCGUAAUAGUUUACUGAACUAUUCUAGCACGAACUAUACUUGGUUUCUUCGUUAUGAUUUAUGGCGGAUUUUGUCUUUUAAUGGACCUCUCACUGAUGUCUGUGUUAAUGUUAUUUACUAUUGUAUGCGACAGCUAUCUUCCCUAUCUUUGGUGGAGUUUGAUUAUUUAGUGCAACUUCGUUUACAGCGUUUAGGCGAUCAGUUUUGGCAAGUCAUUCUUAUGGAUACUGAUUCGAAAAGCGUGCAAACUAAGAUCUUGCAACAGACGAGUGUUGAGCAGAUCUAUGCUCAAUAUGUGGAGUAUCUAGUGAAUUUAGAGGAGGACGUAUCAUUCUUUUUGUUCCAUAUUCUUAAGACGUAUCAAGAUCUGUCCAAAGACCAAGUUGAAGAUAUUAUUGAUAAGAUGUUUUUUGAUAGUUCUGGGAAGAUUAUUUGUGGGUUUACUUGCUGGAUUCCAAAUCUCUCUGUAACUCGGCGCCGAGAAUACUUUGACUAUUUAUUUGCGCAUCUAACUCAACACAACCCCAAACUGCUCAAAGAAAUCAAAGGUGAGCUAAGAAAACAAGGCUUCGUUAUCGAAUGA
Nematocida homosporus is the source of this 2778-nucleotide messenger RNA. RefSeq lists its product as uncharacterized. Bases 1 to 2778 code for a protein of 925 amino acids. The record is from RefSeq and is a predicted model, not a curated record. The transcript has a single exon. NCBI's taxonomy places the organism in Eukaryota, Fungi, Microsporidia.